AUGGAGCGGGUGAGGAGCCUGCCGCACCUCCGUUCCCUGGUCCUCAAAGGUGGGCAGCACUGGGAUGCACAGGGCGCCUGCCUGCGGGGCUCUCUGGCCACGCUGCCCGCCAGCCUGCGGGGCCUGACCUGCUUGGCGCACCUGGACCUGAGCUUCAACAGCCUGGAGACGCUGCCCGCCUGCAUCCCGCACAUGCGCCACCUGGGCGCCCUCCUACUCUCUCACAACCGCCUCGCAGAGCUGCCUGAGGCUCUGGGGGCGCUCUCGGCCCUCACCUUCCUGUCCGCGACCCACAACCACCUGCAAGCGCUGCCCGCGGCGCUGGGAGCCCUGUCCGCCCUCCAGCGCCUGGACCUCUCCGAGAACCGCCUGGACACUCUGCCCCCUGAGGUCGGAGGUCUGAGCAGCCUCCAGGAGCUCAACCUGGCCUCCAACCGGCUGCAGAGCCUCCCGGCCUCCCUGGCGGGGCUGCGGUCCUUGCAGCUCCUGGUCCUGCACAGCAACCUCCUGGUCUCGGUGCCCGCCGGCCUGGCCCGCCUCCCGCUGCUCGUCCGGCUGGACCUGAGGGACAACCAGCUCCGGGAAGUGCCCCCCGAGCUGCUAGACGCCCCCUUUGUGCGCCUGCAGGGGAACCCCUUGGGCGAGGCCCUGCCAGGCUCCCCCAGUCCCCCAGGGACACCUGUGGUCCCGGGAAUGCCCAGGCUGUUCCUGACUUCAGAGCUGGACAGCUUCCUCGUGACCCCCCAAGGCUGCUCUGUGACCCUGGCCUGUGGUGUCCGCCUGCAGUUCCCCGCCGGGGCCACUGCGACCUCGGUCACCAUCCUCCACGGGCUGGCCUUCCAGCAGGACGUGGGCCUGUGGCUGCUCUUUGUGCCCCCACGGGCCCGGCGCUGCCGUGAGGUGGUGGUGAGGACCCUGAGCGACGACAGCUGGAGCGACCUGGAGACCCGCCUGGAGGAGGAAGCACCGAAGCGGCUCUGGGCUCACUGCCAGGUACCCCACUUCUCUUGGUUCCUUGUGGUUUCCCGCCCGGUGUCCAACGCCUGCCUGGUGCCACCAGAGGGGGCGUUGCUGUGGUCCUCGGGGCAUCCGGGGGUCAAGGUCACCUUCCCCCCUGGAGCCACCGAGGAGCCUCGUCAAGUCCGAAUGCAGGUACAGCGAGGGCCCCCUGCCCUGUGGCCCAGGAGCCCGACAGGCCCUGACACACCCUCUGCCCACAGUCUCCCAGCCAAGCUCAUCAAUGGCGGCAUCGCUGGGCUGAUCGGGGUCACCUGCGUGUUCCCCAUCGACCUGGCCAAGACGAGGCUGCAGAACCAGCAGAAUGGCCAGCGCAUGUACACCAGCAUUCUGAGCCCGCUCACGCACUGCUCUCUGCCCUGCUGCCCCUUGCAGCUUGUGGUGGGUGGUGGUGGUGAUCCUCCCCAACAUGAUGUGCCCACAGGAGCCGCCGUGAACUUGACCCUUGUCACCCCCGAGAAGGCCAUUAAGCUGGCAGCCAACGACUUCUUCCGACAUCACCUCUCCAAGGACGGGCAGAAGCUGACCCUGCUCCGGGAGAUGCUGGCCGGCUGUGGGGCCGGCACCUGCCAGGUCAUCGUGACCACCCCCAUGGAGAUGCUCAAGAUCCAGCUCCAGGACGCCGUCUUGCGGAAUGAGGGUCCCUCCGCUUUCCUGAAGGGGGCCUACUGCCGCGCCCUGGUCAUCGCCCCACUGUUUGGCAUUGCCCAGGUGGUCUACUUCCUGGGCAUCGGGGAGACCCUGCUGGGGCUGCUGCAGAACCCCCAGCCCUGAGCCUGGGCCCCCCCACCCGCAGGACUAGAGUGGGCCUGGGGCUGGGCGGCCCGCCCAGGACCAAGCAGGGGAACGUCUCUCCACCCGUCCCCGUGUGGAUGGGGGCAGAGGGAGGGGUGCAGGGUCCACACACAUGGACCUGAGGGGUCCUGCCUGCACAGUCACGGGGAUCAAUGUGUUAUUUAUGUAGAAAUCUUUACAUUCCCGGAGCCAGCCCUUUCCAGCUCCACCCUGGCCUGGGCACCCCAGGGACAGAGCUGGCCUCUGAGCCGGGGGCUCCCAGGUGAGGGCUGGGCCGGGUGGACCCUCUGCUCCAGGCUCCCGGCUCAUCCCCAAAGGGGAGGCUGCACAAACCUAUUUAUUAACUUGCUGAGCACAAGUGGCUCUGUCCAGCCCUCCGCCCGUCCAUCGGUCCAGCCUCCCCCCUGCUGCUCUCACCUCGGCCAGCCUCGCAGGAGAAUCGGGGUCUCCUGCCCCCCACAUUGAGCCAGGAAUCCCAGGCAGGCGGGGGUCCACACUGAGUCUUGACUCCCAGGGAAACCCCACCCCCAACUGUGGGACCCAACAAUCCUCCUGGUGGGCCCCUCUGCCCCAUCCAGACGGGGGGCCCAGAGCGUGUGAGAGGUCUGUGUGCAUAUGGGAGAGCCGCGGCCCUUCCCACGUGGCCAGGCAGUGCGUGCGUGUGCGUGUGCUGUGUAACCUGUGCCCGCUGACCCUGUCCAGAGUUGUCUCUCCAGCCCAGCCCCUCUUGCUGCAUCCGCAGCCGACUGCUCUUCUGAGACCUGCCCCCGGGUCUGACCUUGGCCAGUGGAAAGGGCAAGCAUGACCAGUAUGGAGCCAGGGGCGCCUGCUCUGUGUGCAGGGGUGGCGGCCAGGAGCUGCCCUCCAGCCACCCUGCUCUCUGGGCCCCUGCAGCCCCACCCGCCCGCUGUCCAGACCCCUCCCCAUUGUGAACUGAGGCAGGCGCCCGCCCUGCCACCCCUGCCGGGUGAUCGUGUUGGUGAUUGGUCCUGACGUGCCGGUGCUGUGUCCCCCACCACCCAGGCCCCCUCUGAGGAGGCCCCUUCCCAGCAACACUACCUGGGGCCGAGGCCUGGCCCCCAGUCUGCGGUUGUGCCCGUCAUCUGUUGUUCCUUGGGAGCUGCUGCUGCUGCUUACAGAUUUAUAUAUUUUUUCUUUUGAGGAGUUUUACGAAGUGACUUUUUGUGUCUUGUCAUGUAAGAAGAUAAAUAAAUAUUCUAAGUAGA
Messenger RNA from Myotis davidii, 3038 nucleotides. RefSeq names its product p53-induced death domain protein 1 (gene PIDD1). NCBI's taxonomy places the organism in Eukaryota, Metazoa, Chordata, Mammalia, Chiroptera, Vespertilionidae. Bases 1 to 1791 code for a protein of 596 amino acids. Gene Ontology annotation, biological process: malate-aspartate shuttle; aspartate transmembrane transport; apoptotic process. The transcript has 14 exons. The record is from RefSeq and is a predicted model, not a curated record. Gene Ontology annotation, molecular function: L-aspartate transmembrane transporter activity; L-glutamate transmembrane transporter activity; protein binding.